Molecule: messenger RNA, 1896 nt
Organism: Penicillium macrosclerotiorum
Lineage: Eukaryota; Fungi; Ascomycota; Eurotiomycetes; Eurotiales; Aspergillaceae
Product: putative transporter
Exons: 6
Coding region: 1-1896 (631 amino acids)
Biological process (GO): amino acid transmembrane transport
Cellular component (GO): vacuolar membrane
Molecular function (GO): amino acid transmembrane transporter activity
Source: RefSeq, a predicted model, not a curated record
AUGUCUUCGAGGAACACAGAAGAACAUCCGGAAGGAGAGUCCAGCUAUGGCUCGUUGAGAAUCCCAGCGGCCGCUCAGCCGAGCUCGUAUGACUUUGGCCACCCGAGUGGAGAAAAUGCGAUCGCUGAGGUCGAAAAUUGGGGUCGAGAGAGGUCUUCCUCGUUUUCUCGAUUCCGACAAGCAGGCGGCCCAAACAGUAUCGAUAAUUUCGCCCGCUCGUGGCAAAGAGCAGCUUGUUUCCCGGAAGUCAUUCCCCGGCGCUCAUCAUUCGUGUCUGCUGACACUGACGACGAAUUGGCUAUUGCAACGGGGAUUGAGUAUGGUUCCCGAAGCUCCCAAUCUUGGGGUCGGGCAUCCGACGUCGAGCGCCCUCUUCUGUCCGAUGACUCGGAUAGAGAAGAACUGGGCGAGGAAGGAAACCAUGGCACUACUAGAUCGAGGGGAGGAAUUCCCAGUGCCGGGCUACUUGCCUCCUCGUUUGAACGGAGCUUUGCGACCUCUUACGGCACGAUUUCCUCGCGGGUGAGCGAGGCCACGCGACGCCAUGCGAUCCAGUUUCAUCGAGAACAGCAGCAAGCCGUGGGGGACGGCACGGGCGAUCCUGAUCGAGAGCCUUUGCUACUCAAGCAUAUCGAGCAUGAAGAUGGGACGCAUGAGGACAUCAUCAUUGGGCAGUCAACUGUGCCCCAAACCAUCUUUAACUCGGUCAACGUUCUGAUUGGUAUCGGGCUGCUGAGUCUUCCAUUGGCCAUGAAGCAUGCCGGAUGGGUGUUGGGCUUACUAUUUCUCGUAUACUCUGCCGUGACGACCUCCUAUACGGCCAAGAUCCUGGCCAAGUGUCUGGAUGUGGACAAGACCCUUGUCACGUAUGCCGACCUUGCCUAUAUUAGCUUUGGACAUCAUGCCCGUUUGGUGACUAGUUUUCUUUUCUGCCUGGAGCUUCUAGGGGCCUGCGUGGCCUUGGUAGUCCUAUUCGCAGACAGCCUGUAUGCGUUGGUUCCCUCUCUGAGCAUCCUGCAAUGGAAGAUCGUGUGUGGAGUUGUAUUGGUCCCGUUGAAUUUCCUGCCCCUCCGGUUUCUCAGCGUGACCAGCAUUCUGGGCAUCAUCUCCUGCACUUCCAUUGUUAUUCUCAUCUGUGUUGAUGGCUUGAUCAAGCCACAUAGCCCGGGUUCAUUGCAACAGCCGGCGAAGACAUUUCUGUUCCCCGAAAAUUGGGCUACCCUCCCUCUUAGUUUUGGACUGAUUAUGUCGCCUUGGGGUGGGCAUGGCGUCUUCCCGAAUAUCUACCGAGACAUGAGGCACCCGAAGAAAUAUGGGAAAAGUCUAUGGGCAACUUAUUUGUUUACAUUCUCUCUCGAUUGCUCCAUGGCAAUUAUCGGCUGGUUCAUGUUUGGUGACAUUGUUCGUGAUGAAAUCACGGCUAACAUUCUCACCGUGAGCGAUUAUCCGCAAGCCUUGUCUGUCUGUAUUAUUAUUUUUAUAUCCAUCAUCCCGCUGACCAAGGUGCCAUUGAAUGCACGACCUCUGGUUGCUACAUUUGAAGUCCUCUGUGGCGUGAACAUGGGGCGCGUGUCGGCAGAUCCCCGGUCUGGGCGGCGCACAGAGGUAAUUCAGCAGUUCAUUCGAGUUGCGGUUCGCAUCUUCACAGUUGCUUUAAUUGUGGUCUUGUCCAUUGUAUUCCCAAGUUUUGAUCGGAUCAUGGCGUUUUUGGGCUCGUUUCUCUGCUUCACAAUUUGCAUCAUUUUCCCUCUGGCCUUCUAUCUGAAGAUCUUUGGGGACGAAAUUAGCCGACGUGAGCGCAUUCUUGAUUGGUUUUUGCUCAUUACAUCUUGCAUUUUGGCGACAAUUGGAACAGUAUGGGCAUUCCUGCCCAGGGAGAUGAUUUCAGAGAGCUAG